GAAACAUGGUCAAUAUUAGCUUCUCGGUGGUGGUGCUCCUUUCGCUCUGCGCCUGUUCGUAUGCUCAGUAUGAGUACCCACAGCAGAGACCCUCUCCGGUAGCUGGGGCUCAGCCCGCUGGUGGACCAGUGGACAAUCGAAUCCUUGGAAAUCUUCUUGGUGGAGGAGGACUUCUUGGUGGCGGCGGUGGUGGUGGCGGUCUCUUUAGUAACUUAUUUGGCGGUCUCUUGGGAGGCAAUCGCCCACAGCCGCAGCCAUAUCCCGUGCCGGUUCCCGCCUAUGGUGGUGGAUACGGAAGUGCAUACCCAGGAUUUGGAGGUGGAUAUGCUGGAGGUUUACCUGGUGGCUUUGGUGGCGGGUACGGCAACCCUUACGGCGGUUUUUACGGCUAA
Messenger RNA from Drosophila eugracilis, 392 nucleotides. RefSeq names its product eggshell protein 1. The transcript is spliced from 2 exons. The record is from RefSeq and is a predicted model, not a curated record. Bases 6 to 392 code for a protein of 128 amino acids. Lineage: Eukaryota; Metazoa; Arthropoda; Insecta; Diptera; Drosophilidae.